UGGUAAGCCGAACCGGGCCGGAUGGCGUGGCGUUAUCCGGCUUAUUUUGACCAUGGCUGCCGAGUUCCUCAUCUCGUUGCCCAUCCCUUCUGCUUUUCGUCCUGCGAGGGCGGCGGCGGAGGAAGGGACGCGAUGGAGUCGCUUUUGCUCUCCAAGGCGCCGAGCUGCUUCUCUCGCUUCUCAAUUCGGCCGAGGAAUCACGGUCGCCUCCCUGCGCGGAAGGAGCGGGAGGUGCGGAUGGGGACUUGCGUGAAUGCUCAAGGAGUCGCUAGGUGUUCGAUGGAUGCCGCUCUCGGCGGAGUCGAUGGCGGCGGCUAUGAUUUGCGAAGCAUUCCGAAAUUUCCUCGAAUGAAAGUCUGGGAUCCUUAUCAACGCCUUGGUGUAACGCGCGAUGCUUCAGAAGAAGAAAUCCUAGAGGCUCGAAAUUUCCUAGCAAAUCAAUAUGCUGGUCAUGAGGGCAGUGUUGAGUCUAUUGAGGCUGCUUAUGAGAGGAUACUUAUGGCUAGUUUUUGGAAGCGUAAGAAGUCAAAGAUCAAUCUGAAAAGCAGGUUAAAAAAGCAAGUAGAAGAAUCACCCCCAUGGAUAAAAAGAUUACUUGACUAUGUUGAAGUACCUGCAACUGAUGUGAUCCUUCGAAGACUGUUCCUCUUCACUUUCAUGGGUGCAUGGAGCAUAAUGAAUUCAGUCGAGACUGGACCAGCAUUUCAAGUUGCACUCUCACUUUUGUCUUGCAUCUAUUUCCUAAAUGAGAAGAUGAAGAGUGUGGUGAGAGCUUCGAUAACUGGAUUUGCAGCUCUGGUGAUUGGCUGGACAGUUGGUUCCAUUGUGGUUCCUGUGAUUCCAUCAGUUCUUCUUCAGCCAACAUGGACACUUGAACUCCUGACCUCAUUGAUUUCCUAUAUUUUCUUAUUCUUAGCAUGUACUUUCCUCAAAUGAGUGUGCUAUUUUUUAUUAGAAUAGAUGUUAUUGUCAUAGCAUGUAAUUGUGGUAUAACAAUUAACUAUCAUCCAAAUGCUUAUUUAUUUAUUUAUUUUUGUUUGUGUUUUUCAUCCUUCAAAUAACUUUUGUUUCCAGCUUGAGAAUUGAAAAAGAUGCCUAAACCUUUCUGGAUUGGUUUGAUUA
Messenger RNA from Zingiber officinale, 1122 nucleotides. RefSeq names its product protein CHAPERONE-LIKE PROTEIN OF POR1, chloroplastic-like. The transcript is spliced from 5 exons. The coding region runs from base 22 to 936 and encodes 304 amino acids. Lineage: Eukaryota; Viridiplantae; Streptophyta; Magnoliopsida; Zingiberales; Zingiberaceae. The record is from RefSeq and is a predicted model, not a curated record. Gene Ontology annotation, cellular component: chloroplast membrane.